CCCAAUUAGCGUCUUUGCUAGCUAGCUUCAGCAGAUAGGUGUUAAUAACUACUUUCUGUAAUUUAAGGUAGUGAGUCACACAUUUCACUUAUAUUUUUAAUUAUAAACUUGCACUAUAGUGUUAAUUUGCUGUACAUUGUCCAGUCCUUGUAAAAUCAGGGUUUAUAGGUUUGUUAGCAUUUGCUAACAUUUUUGAAAGGAAGAUGGCAGCCAGGAAGAUGUGCAUCAAGAAGAGCAAGGAGGAAACUACUGAGUGGACAGGAUUAUUUCCGAGUGACCUAAAGAACAAACAGGGGUCAGUCGUCUUUGUCAAGAGGAUGAUGGCUGUGGCUGUGUCCUCCAUCACUUACCUCAGAGGCAUUUUUCCUGAGGUUGCCUACCGCGCCAGAUAUUUGGAAGAUCUGUGCAUUAAAAUUUUGCGUGAGGACUGCAGCACACCAGGAGCCAGCAAAGUUGUAAAAUGGUUGAUUGGCUGUUUUGAUGCACUUGAGAAACAAUAUCUUCAGGUUGUCUUCAUUGGGGUAUACACCAAUUCAGAUGAACCUAAUUGCAUUAUCGAGUCCUACAAUUUCAAAUUCAAGUACACUGACCAGGGGCCAGAAAUGGAUAUAGCCAGGAACAACGGCAUGAAUGUGCAUGUCUCCAUGGAAAUCACCAAGGCAGCGUCUGUGCUGCUCAUCAGGAAGCUCUUCCUACUCAUGCAGAACCUCAAUGACCUCCCCAACAACAUCCACUUGACAAUGAAGCUCUACUACUAUGACGACAUAACCCCAGCUGGCUACGAGCCACCGGGCUUCAAGGAGGGAGAGUCGGACAGCCUAUGGUUUCAAGGAACGGCUGUGCACUUCACACUGGGUGAGGUCCAGACGACCUUUCACACCUUUCAAGUGCGGGUAUCUGCUCAGCAAGAUCGCCUAGGGAAGCUUCAGGAAGGAAACCAUGUCAAGGAGACGGAGGAGAGGACCCCGUCGGAGAGAGACGUCAACCAAGCAGGCGGCGAGGGCCUUUACAAAAUCGUUCGGGAUUUUGAUGACCUGCCCUCCGAAAAUGAGUCUGCACAGUUCAAGAAACCCACAAAACAUCCGGCAAAGAAACAACAAUCAAAAAUAGACUAAGAAAGAGAAGAAGAACUUAACUGCAUAAUUUGCUAAAAUGUUGUAUUAGUAAUCACAACUAUACAGUUUCCUCAUUUUAUUGCAACUUUGACCAUAAUGUUACAGUAAUGUUUGUUAUAUAUGUUAUAUAAAAACUCUUCUCCUAAAGCAUGUCAAUAAGACUUUCCAAUCUGUGACACUGAAUCACAGUUUUUUGAUAAAUUGUUCAUAAUUCAAGUAUAUUUUAAAAAUUGUCCAUGAAUUAAAAAAAAAUCAUAAAAAUGUGUGAUAUGUUGAUUUUUGCUUCAGAAUGAAGCAAGAAAUGCAAAAUUAUUCAAAUUUUGUGAAAUAAUUAAUGGACAAAGUUACAGUUGAAAAUACUGCUGUAGUUGGCAAUGGCGGCAUAGUGCAAACAUUUCAGUUGUCCUUACUUAACAUUCACUCAAAGAUUAAAGGCAUAUCCAUAAUGCCGUGGAUCGUGUGUGUCCUAGAAAAGACUGUCAACGUCUCCCAUCUCCACAUAGACAGUCUUCAGCUGCGAGUAGUAUUCAAUCGUCACUUGGCCGUUCUCCCGUCCUAUGCCUGCUCAACAUAGGGAAUAUUUGACUGGUCAAACUGGGCACCAUAAACAACAGCACAUAGAGCGGUGAUGGUUCUGGGAUACAAUUAAACAGAUCAUGUAUGAUUAGGACCAGAACCCACCUGACAUUUUGAAGCCUCCAAAGGGAACUUCCACAGGAGUGAUGUUGUAGUUGUUGAUGAAACAAGAACCAGCAUUGAGGUGUUCAACCACACGGUGGGCACGCUUCACGUCACUAUGUGUUGAUGGAAAAAGAUUUGAUCAUUUGCAGUAUAAAUGAUGUGUUACUUGCAUACUAACUAGAAAUGACCUGAUGUUUUUUUUCAGGGCCUACUGUAGUAGUCAUGGAGGCUGAAAAAGAAAUAUUAGGAGUCGACAUUCAUGUGCAGUAAAAGUGAAAAUAAGAUACGAGCAAUAUAAUGAAUUAAAUAUCACCAAUUUUAUCAGCUGCACACUCAACAAUUUUUUGCACUUUUUAUUAUCUCCAUUAUGUUUCAUCAUGUGUCUUCAAAGGGUGAGUAACUUCAUUUUACUUUUAUAUUACAAGGGUUACCUUGCCUGUACAGUUAAUACGACUUUGAGCCUGAAAUAAAUUAAUUAUUUACCAUGGGACAUUUUUUUGUUAACAAAUUAAACAUUUUUUUGUACAAUCCUACCUAUACUUCCCAGUGUCCCAGGAAAUGAGACUUUUUCAACAGUUUCCGUGGUCCAA
Molecule: messenger RNA, 2386 nt
Organism: Doryrhamphus excisus (bluestripe pipefish)
Lineage: Eukaryota; Metazoa; Chordata; Actinopteri; Syngnathiformes; Syngnathidae
Source: RefSeq, a predicted model, not a curated record